GGGGAAAUGAAAUUUAUAUGAUACAGUAUAGGUAUAAUAAAGUGUAAGUGAACGUGAAAAUCGCCGUCAGAAGUGGCGUGAUACGAGCAAUAGCGUACUCGCGAGAUAAAAAUAAUUUUUGCCAGGGAGCUAACAACAACUAACAACUAACACGCUUGCAGACCGUGCUGUUGCAUGAUUCGUGUCCUCAACCUCAAACAAUUAAAACCAUGGCAGCCAGGAUUCUUUUGAGAAGACAAUCAAUAAGUAGAAUGAUGAAUGCCUCGAGAUCGGCGAGGACAACUUCAACAAUAGGUAAUUUAAAUAAUAUUAAAGAUGAUGACAAUUGGAGAACAGAACUUCUGGCUACUAUGAGAAUAUUUCAAAAUUUUAUUAGUCCUGAAGAGGAGGAUUCGUUGUUUCGGGAAGUAGAACCAUACAUGAAACGUCUGCGAUAUGAAUUUUCCCACUGGGAUGAUGCGAUCCAUGGUUACCGUGAGACUGAAAGGGCCAAAUGGAAUGAAGAUAAUUCUAAAAUAAUUGAACGUGUCAAAGCAAUGGCUUUUCCACCGGGUAUGCCUGAGCUGGGUCUGGUUCAUGUUUUGGACCUCGCAGCUGAGGGAAAAAUAAAACCUCAUGUUGACAGUGUUCGGUUCUGUGGAGAUAUUAUUGCUGGCAUCAGUUUGUUGAGUGACUGCGUAAUGAGAUUGACUCAAGUUGGUAAUGAAAAAGAAUUUCGCCACGAUUUUUUGCUACCUCGAAGAUCACUUUAUAUAAUGAGUGGUGUAGCCAGACAUAAAUACAACCAUGAAGUAUUAGGACCAGAAGAUUCAAUUUUUAAUGAUAAGAAAAUUAACAAAACUAGAAGAAUAUCGAUUAUAUGUCGCAGUGCUCCAAAUCCACAAAAAAAUGAUUAAAUUUUUAAUUAUUAUCACAAUUUUUUGUUUUUAUUUAUUACGAAUAAUUGCUGUCUCUCAAAUCAGGUAAAUAGAUAAGUUUGUAAAUAUAUAUUAAAUUAAAAAUACAAUAGUGAGGAUUGUAAA
Molecule: messenger RNA, 1022 nt
Organism: Cotesia glomerata
Lineage: Eukaryota; Metazoa; Arthropoda; Insecta; Hymenoptera; Braconidae
Product: alpha-ketoglutarate-dependent dioxygenase alkB homolog 7, mitochondrial
Exons: 6
Coding region: 210-896 (228 amino acids)
Biological process (GO): fatty acid metabolic process; DNA damage response
Cellular component (GO): mitochondrial matrix
Source: RefSeq, a predicted model, not a curated record